Molecule: messenger RNA, 879 nt
Organism: Penicillium argentinense
Lineage: Eukaryota; Fungi; Ascomycota; Eurotiomycetes; Eurotiales; Aspergillaceae
Product: putative beta-1,6-glucan biosynthesis protein (Knh1)
Exons: 4
Coding region: 1-879 (292 amino acids)
Biological process (GO): fungal-type cell wall organization; cell wall biogenesis; (1->6)-beta-D-glucan biosynthetic process
Cellular component (GO): extracellular region
Source: RefSeq, a predicted model, not a curated record
AUGCGGUUCGAUCGAUUGUCUGCUCUGUUCGCCUUGUUGGUGCUGACACCGGCACAAACCCUCAGCGGGUUGACCUUUGACGGUCAGGAUGCCGUGAAUCUUGUUUGGGCAUCUGAUGGCCAAACAGCUGGGCGCUACGACUUUUACCUGUGUGCUGGUGAUGAGUCGACAGGAUCCUAUGAAUCCCUCGAACGAGUGAUCAAUGAUGGUGCUGUGGCACCUGGCGACUGGCUGUCAUUCCGAGUCGACCGUACUGUGGGAGGAAAUGAUCUUAAUGCAUACUUCCUCAAGGUCAUUCCAGCGGAUCAGAAAGAACAAUGGUUUGGGUUCACAUCUCACUUUACCUUGACCAACAUGAAAGGCUCUUUUUCCAACAAGGUGUCCAAAGCCAUCAAAUCGAUGAAGCCUAUUCCGCUCAUGGGCCUAGUGGACGAGACUCAGCCCCUAGAGCCAGUCGAAGACACCCCAAGCUUCAAUAGCUCGGCUUUGAACAACGAUAUUCAUGAGGAACCAACUCAGCCUGCCUUGCAAUUCCCAACCCCAACCAACCCAUCCGAUUAUGACGACCAUUUUGAACUUCGCAAACGUCUUGCGGUUGAUGCCCACAAUAUCCCCUAUGGAGAACAGACAGGCCCGACCAAAUACGCGCCUAUGCCAAAGAUGGCCGGUACGACUAUUGCUCCCGGAUCACCGACUCCUCAAUACCCUCCUUUCCCAUUCUCCAUUGCGACAACCUACAUGCCGGCACCAACUGUUCAAUAUACGGAUACUGCGUAUCUCACGUUCACAACACACAGCAUCGAGAAUACAGCCGCACCUGCGCCAGCUCCCACUCUAGAUAAGCGGAUGCAACGAUGGUUGGAGCGUUGGAAGGACUAA